Messenger RNA from Drosophila santomea, 1804 nucleotides. It is a transcript of the gene eIF4E7, whose product is annotated as RNA polymerase II degradation factor 1. The transcript is spliced from 2 exons. Gene Ontology annotation, molecular function: RNA 7-methylguanosine cap binding; translation initiation factor activity. NCBI's taxonomy places the organism in Eukaryota, Metazoa, Arthropoda, Insecta, Diptera, Drosophilidae. The record is from RefSeq and is a predicted model, not a curated record. Gene Ontology annotation, biological process: translational initiation. Gene Ontology annotation, cellular component: cytoplasm; eukaryotic translation initiation factor 4F complex. The coding region runs from base 173 to 1543 and encodes 456 amino acids.
CUAGCAACAUACAACAGUUUUGGACGAUUUCGUUUUAAGAACAAUUGAGUUGUGCUCAAAUUUUGUUCGAAAAACCCUUGCGAUUUCUUUGUUGCCAUAUAUUUUGAUUGGCCUGAGCGAUAUUCGGAUAGUUGCAGAGCGUUAGCUGUUUCCGACCACCAGCCAAGCCGCCAUGUUUCCCAAAAAUUUCUACAAGAUGAAGAACUUCGCCAAUCCGAAGACGAUGUUCAAGAGCUGCUCAAGCAACAAUGAUUAUCCCACACAAGGCCUCCAAAAAGUGGCGCCAUCAACUGAUGUCACUCCAACAGCUGCAGCUCCUCAAUCCGCUGCUGUCCCUCAAUCUACUGCACAACCAGCGAAGACUCAAGAACCGAAGAAUGCUCCCAAGAAAACGACGCCUCCAGAGCCUCCAAAGCAGGGCCAAGCCAGCAAGAAGAACAAGAAGGGCAAGAAGAAUCAGAAGAAUGCGCCUCGUACUCCCAGUCAGACGAGCAGGAGCAGUGAAAGCCACAAGGAGUCGCGCAAGAACCAGCCCAAGGAUGCAAAGUCGACGGGAAAGGAGGACAAGGAGAAGGUGAAGGGCCAGGGCCAGGCGAAGGAGAAGGAGAAGGUCCUGCAGAAGGAAAGGGGACUGGAGCAGAAGAAAGUCCAGGAGCAGUCGUCGAUAAUCGCGCAAGAUAAGAAGAAUGUGGUCGAGAAGAAGCUGCAGGACAAGAAGUCAGUAGAGAAGAAAGGCCAGGAGAAGGUGGUCCCAGAGCAAAAAUAUCUAGAGCAGAGGAUUGAGAAGCAGCUGUCAGAGCAGAAGCUGUUGAACAGGUGGCUGGAGCCCAAGAUAUAUCAGAUUGUGUAUCCGCAGCUCAAAGAAGAGGAUGCGGUGGACGAUUUCGCCGAUUCCCCAGACUAUUUGUCACUGAGCGAUGCCAGCGAGGAGGAUCUGACCACCGGCGCGGAGGACGACGAAUCUGUAGAGCCCGAGGAGCCCGAGGAGCCCGAGGAGCCCCAGCAUCCACUCAACAGCUGCUGGACUCUGUGGUAUCUGGAGAACGACCGAACCAAAAGCUGGGAGGAUAUGCUGCACGAGGUAACGAGCUUCGACACCGUCGAGAACUUUUGGAGCCUGAUAACCCACAUCAAGCCGCCAUCGGAGCUGAAGGUGGGCAGCGACUACUGUCUGUUCAAGAAGGGCGUUCGGCCCAUGUGGGAGGAUGAGGCGAAUGUGCAUGGCGGUCGCUGGGUGAUCAACUUGAACAAGAACACCAAGCCGGAUCUGGACAACUUCUGGAUGGACUCCAUGCUCUGCCUGAUCGGAGAGGCCUGCGAGCACGCCGACACACUCUGCGGCGCCGUGGUCAACAUUCGCGGCAAGACGAACAAGAUCUCCAUUUGGACAGCAGACGGGGGAAACGAGGCUGCUGUCCUGGAAAUUGGGCGCAUUCUGCGCGAGGGUCUUCGCAUGGACAGCGUGUAUGUGCUGAAGUACCAGUUGCACAAGGACACCAAGGUCAAGCAGGGAUCGACUGUGAAGUCGAUAUACACUCUGUAGGUUCUCAACAGCCAAGGCCAAUUGAGAAUCAAUCGCAUUUUAGUUAUUUUCGGUAUUUUUUCACAAUGACUUUUAAGCCAUCAAGCAGGUGAUCUGAUGGAUCAAUGGUUCGAGCAUUUACCAUCCAUUAUCCAUUGUUCGGAAGUCAGUUGGAUGCCAAAUCCCCAGUCAAGUCGUCAUCCUUGUACAUGUUGUACAUGUAAAUUUAAACGUUGCUCUUGUAAAGCAAAGAAAUAUAUAAUAUUACUAUUUGGUCACGAA